AAUUGUUUCUUGGAGUUGGAGAUGUGCUGCUCGCAGUAAAAUAGGACAAGUUGACGCAUGUGUGGCAGUGCACUGUAAGGUGGGAUAAACAAAGACACAAAAGCUCAGUGAAAAAGCGCCGUGUUUUAUUGAUCUGGCGUAAGAAAAAAAAAAAAAAAGAUUCAGAGGAAGAACCGGGAGCGAUUCAAAGUGCUAUCUUGUCCGUGGGGCUUUUUUAUUUCUCCACCCUGCAACCUGAAAAAGAAAACGCAGCCUUUGCGGAAUCGUCACAUUGAAGACGACACGUGUGGAUGGUGAACCACAAGUUUCCUGUGAGGACUGCAGGCUGAUUGCCUCCAACUAUCCAUUUGAUCGGAUUAUUUCUUAAGUAAGGGCUGCUGUAGAUCAAUUCUCUCUUUCCUUUAUCCGGAUCUGCUGAAGUGAUGUCGGAGGUCGAGCUCUCUGCCGACUGUGUCCCCUGCAGACCACCGGGUCGGACAGAGGACAUGUUGAAAGAGACCCCCGAGAACAGGACUUUACUGAUGGUGGCUAUGAUUUUACUGGACUUGAACAAAUGCAGCCCUAACACCGGAGGAGGCAGCAGAAGUCUCGGGGGCAGCGAUGCCGGCUCGGGGGAGAAGGUGGAGCGGGGGAGUUGCCGGUUGAACGCCGUGGACAGCCCAAGCCGGGGCUCGGUGGCACCCAAGCAGUCCCGGAAUAAGAGGGCGGCGGCGGUGGUUUCUAGACAGGAGUGUCCCGAGAAGAGACACUGUUGUCCCUUUUCAGGCUGUGGGAAGAUGUAUGGCAAGUCAUCCCACCUCAAAGCCCACCUUAGGGUGCACACCGGUGAGCGGCCCUUCGAGUGUACCUGGCCAGACUGUGGCAAGAAGUUCUCCCGCUCGGACGAGCUGACGCGCCACUACCGCACACACACGGGUGAGAAGCGCUUCAACUGUCCGCUGUGUGACAAGUGCUUCAUGAGGAGUGACCACCUGACCAAACAUGCCCGACGACACGCAGGCUUUCAUCCCAGCAUGCUACAGGGAUGCGGCACGGCCAAGAGACGCCGCUGCUCUGUAUCCGUGUCCUCGUCUGACUCCGGAGACCAAAGCCCUGCUGGGCUGUGAGAAACACCCUCAUACUGUACAUAUACAACACAAAGGAACAUGCAUUAGAUACAGAGUCAUGCACAAACAUAGGCACACCCACAUGUGCCUGUGUGUGCACCCUUUACAUAAAUCCUGUCAAGACACACAUCAGCUAGACCACUAUUUAAAAAGUUUGUUUAUGUAAGAGGAUGCAAAGGCAAAUGGGUAAAUUCACGAGAACCUGACUGAGGAGAUUGGUAUAAAUUAAGGAGUAUUCAGGGUCUGUGUCGCAGGUUCUAGUUGCUUUGCCCUUUUGUACAACUUUAUUGUUUGCUGUGUAUUUUGUUGUUCCCGGAUCAUCCUGAAUUGAAAAAAGGCAUUAGUGUACAUAUCUAGUUUUCACAAACACUACAUGUGCUCACUUUGCAGCACACACUACUUCAUUUGCAAUAUAAGAACAGGGAAUACUGCUUAGGGGAAUAUUAUUGUUGCACACAUACAUUUAUACUUGUAUAGUUACUCUCCGGUCAAGGACAAGGUGAAUGUACAGUAUAGCAACAGAAUGAUCAUGUCAAUAGAUUAAACAGAUGGAUGAUAUACUCAGUAUACUGUAGUUAAAUGUUAUAGUACUAAGAUUAAGCUAUUAUGUAGAGAAAAAACAGAAUGUCAUAUGCUUGGCUAUGGACUUAAUAAGUCAGGUAUAUUGUGAACUUAUAGGUCUAGGCAGCGUGUUAACCUUAAUGUUGUCACAUCAUGAUACACUUGCUAAUAUUUGCACCUCAAUACCCUUACAAUACUUUGGGAAGACCACAUUACACACAUGUGCAGCAAACACAACAGGGUAAAACACACUCAAAGUCAAGUUCAACACUUUACUUGAAGUUUUUUCGGGG
Molecule: messenger RNA, 1960 nt
Organism: Labrus mixtus (cuckoo wrasse)
Lineage: Eukaryota; Metazoa; Chordata; Actinopteri; Labriformes; Labridae
Gene: klf9
Product: Kruppel like factor 9
Exons: 2
Coding region: 423-1106 (227 amino acids)
Biological process (GO): regulation of transcription by RNA polymerase II
Molecular function (GO): RNA polymerase II cis-regulatory region sequence-specific DNA binding; DNA-binding transcription factor activity, RNA polymerase II-specific
Source: RefSeq, a predicted model, not a curated record